Messenger RNA from Manihot esculenta (cassava), 2041 nucleotides. Its product is annotated as AT-hook motif nuclear-localized protein 1. The record is from RefSeq and is a predicted model, not a curated record. The transcript has 5 exons. Gene Ontology annotation, molecular function: minor groove of adenine-thymine-rich DNA binding. The coding region runs from base 593 to 1654 and encodes 353 amino acids. Lineage: Eukaryota; Viridiplantae; Streptophyta; Magnoliopsida; Malpighiales; Euphorbiaceae.
AGACAGACUUAGAAAAGUUGAGAACCUAAAUUAGCUCAACAACAAUGAAAAACACAAAACAAACUUUCUUUAUUAUCUCAAAAUCAAUUUUCCAAUUCAAACCCAUAAUUUCAAAAAUCAAAAUUCACUAUCAGCACAAAUCUCAAAUCCUAUCUUUCUCUUUUCAAUCUCCCUUCCUCCUUCAGAAAUUUAAAUUAAUAACUCAAUUUUCUUCUCUACUUUUUUUAAAAUAUUUUUCUGAAAACAUUGUUUAAGCUUUGCUUCUGCUAGCUUCAGCUCUCUAAUCUCUAAAGCUUGAUUAUUCUUCUUCUUCUUUUUUUUUUUUGCAGAUUAAAUCUCACUGCAAAGCUCCUCUUCUAGCUUCUUCUUAGCUUUCUAAACUUGAAGCUUCAUUUUUUUUCCUUUUGUAGUUUAUUUUUUUUCUUCUCUCAUCUGGGUUUUAAAUUUAAGCUUGCUUUAGUUACAGUGCUUUGAUAUUUCAUUUGAAAAAAAAAAAAUAAUUUGAACUGUGUUUAGAUGGUUUUGAGCUGAAAAUCAGAAUGGGUUUUUGGUAAAAUCUUGAAAAGAAAUAUAAAAUCCAUAGGGUUUAAGCAUGGAAGCAAGAGAAACUGUAAGUAGUAGUGGUGGAGGUGGGGUUACAGUGGUGGGAUCCGAUGUUCCAUCGGAGUACCAAAUCGCUCCGAGGUCCGCCGACAACCCUAGCUCAGCCCCUGGAUCAGCUCCACCUCCUCCUCCGCCACCGGCGGUGGUGCCUCCGCCCUCCACGGCGGCGACGAUGCCUUUGAAGAAGAAGCGAGGAAGGCCAAGAAAGUACGGUCCUGACGGCAGCGUCACGAUGGCGUUGUCUCCGAAGCCGAUAUCCUCAGCAGCUCCGGCACUGCCUCCGGUGAUCGACUUCUCUGUUGAGAAACAAAGGAAAAUAAAGCCGGUGAGCAAGGCCAAGUACGUGCUGGAGAAUUUAGGUGAAUGGGUUGCAUGCUCAGUUGGUGCUAAUUUUACUCCACAUAUUAUAACUGUUAAUGCUGGCGAGGAUGUUACGAUGAAGAUCAUAUCCUUUUCUCAACAAGGACCUCGAGCUAUAUGUAUCCUCUCUGCAAAUGGUGUGAUCUCAAGUGUUACGCUUCGCCAGCCUGAUUCCUCUGGGGGCACACUAACAUAUGAGGGUCGCUUUGAGAUACUAUCCUUAUCUGGUUCAUUCAUGCCAACUGAAAGUGGAGGAACUAGGAGCCGAUCUGGUGGAAUGAGCGUGUCAUUGGCAAGUCCAGAUGGACGUGUUGUAGGCGGUGGAGUUGCAGGUCUAUUGGUAGCUGCAAGUCCUGUUCAGGUUGUAGUAGGCAGUUUUCUGGCAGGGAACCAGCAUGAGCAGAAACCAAAGAAGCAGAAACCUGAUUCAAUAUCAAUAUCAACUGUUGUCUCACCAACCAUUGCAGUUCCUAUCUCUACUGCUGAUCCAAAAUCAAACCUUUCAACUGCCGCCGUUCCCAUUUCUACUGCUGAUCCUAAACCGAACCUUUCAUCUCCGACAUUUCGUGGAACUGCUGAUCCUAAACCGAACCUUUCAUCUCCGACAUUUCAUGGAGAUAGUUGGUCUCCUUUGCCGUCGGACUCGAGAAACAAGCCAACUGAUAUUAAUGUGUCUUUGCCAGCAGGUUAACUUGAUUCACCUCACCGGUGCAUUAACCAGUUCGUCACUGACGAUAAGGACAUGAAUGAAAUUCCACUGGAAACUCACCUUCAUGUGUUGUCUGUAGAACUUAUUGAAAAAUUUGAGUACUGACAUUUUUAUUUUACUCCCUUUGUUUUCUGGUAGUUUUUUUUAGUUAGUUAGCCAAUUAGGUAGGGUCUUGCUGCUGUUGUGCCAUGUAGAAUAUUUGAUGUAAUUCACACCUAGAUUUGUCUGGGAAGUGCUGGUGGUUUGUGUCUGAAAAUUGUUGUUCUAACAUUUCUUUACUCUUUUCUUUUUUUUUGCAUUAUUUUCUACUGUUCUUAUUUAUAGGAUCCUUUAUGGGGUUUCUAAUUUGAGAGAAUUUUUGUUUUCUGA